Messenger RNA from Juglans microcarpa x Juglans regia, 2072 nucleotides. RefSeq lists its product as uncharacterized. Bases 490 to 1854 code for a protein of 454 amino acids. The transcript has 6 exons. The record is from RefSeq and is a predicted model, not a curated record. NCBI's taxonomy places the organism in Eukaryota, Viridiplantae, Streptophyta, Magnoliopsida, Fagales, Juglandaceae.
AUUCAAGGUUUUUAACUUUACUAUCAGCAUAAUAAAUGUUGGAACAGAAUCAGAAUAAAAUAUGUUCUAACAAGCGCAUAGAAAAUAAGAACACUGUGUAGUGUGUAUACUGUCAUUGAGCAUGGAUGCAUCAUGCAAGAAGAGGGACAGAAGUCCUGGACACCUGGGAUGCAACACAGUGAGAGCCUCUACUGUAAUAAGAAGCUUCCAAAGAGAAGAACAUAAAAACUGAGUUAUUUAUUUUAACAAGAAUGCAAUUUUCUGAAUCAGGAUUCAGUAGUCAAGAGUGCCUUUUCCUCCUCCCAAAGUUCCCUUUACGGAGGAGCACUCUUUCGUCCCCUUCCUUGUCUACUUCACCGAGAGCAGCUUGGCUGGCUGAUCGCAUGCGAGUCAUUUGGUGCAGACAGGUAAACCACCCUCCCAACAUACACGAGACUCCUCGGGCGAUUCCUUAGCCCCCUUACCAGUGAUCCCUCUAACCUCAAUCCCAUGACCAUGAAUCUCACAAGCCCCAAAUACUUCCAAGCUCAAUCUGUAUUUGCAUCUAAUGGGGAAUCUGCUUUUCAAGGCAGCACAACCUUCUUCGGGAAAAGCAAAGAUAAUCCCUUUGUAGACACCUUCCCCGACCCACUUUGCAAGCUUAAUCUCAAAGAGACCUCUGAUUUUGUCAAGUCAUUUCCAAUGGCAAACAACAUCACAGAAGAUGGAGGGCUUCUUGAGGUUUCAGCUCGGAGGAGGAGAGAGGGAGUAAGCUCGGUCACUCAGAGGAGAGUGGAGGCUCCUUCGACUCCUGGUAGGCCUGUUUUCAGCGUCAGUAUCAGUGAUCAUUUAAGAAAAAACUUCCCUUCAAAGUGGGACAACGCAGGGAAAUGGCUGGUGAGCAGCUCUUGCCAUGACUCUCCUGCCCACUCCAUAAAGCCACCGGAGUCCUCGAAGAUCUGCAGACAGUCUGAUAGGUUUAGGCAACAAGUGGAGGUCUUUGCGGAGAAAUCAAAGGUCAUAGAGGAAAAGGUCUCAAAAGUAGUUUCAAGCUUUCAAGUUUCUGCAUCUUUGGGCCAUCAGUACUCGGUCAGAGCUCUCAAUGAGGUCUCAGCUUCAACGGAUGUAGUACUAAAAGAUAAGUACACGGACGACAUAGAAACCAUUUUUCCCAAUUUCAGAUACUCAGAGUCCACUGAAGAAGAAUUCUUGUUCAAAAACAAAGCGGCUGGAAGCAUGAAAGAUGCCUGCACAGACGGGGUUUAUGAGGUGCAUCACCGAGAUGCUGGGACGGAGAUGACUCCACUCGGCAGUUCUACUACUUCUAGGUGCCACACGCCAUUCAAGAGCCCAUCCCCUGCCCACCAUAACACGCCUGCAAAUAGGUCAGGGCCAUUGGCCUUGGCGAACUCUGGCGCCGACAGCACCAUUGACGUUGCACAGCUGCAAGAGUGCCAUUUAGCCAAACUACAACUUGGGGCGCAAUACGACUCCGUCGCGUCGAAUUGGAGCUCAAGGGAAGAGGAGGAAGAAGAAGUGUCAAAGAGCCUCAGACAUUUCGAUACAGAAAACAUGAGCAGGAAAAGUGUUUCAGACUCCAGAGCUGCCGCGUGGAAAGAAGAGGAAAAGACCAAGUGCUGCCUCAGGUAUCAAAGAGAAGCAGCAAAAAUUCAAGCUUGGGUGAACCUUCAAAAUGCAAAAGCAGAAGCUCAAUCAAGAAAGCUUGAGGCUUUGUCAGGCUUUGCUGUUGACUUGGUCCUCGAGCCACCCACUGCCAUGGGACACAGCUCCACCUAUCAUUUGAGAAUGCUUGUUUUUUCAAGAGUGAAUAUAGCCAUAUCUACAUGCUUCUCGUUCUGCUUUUGUGUAAGCUAAAUCAAUUUGCUUCACUCUUAAAGAGAGGGAAUGUUUACUUUUUUCUUGUCAAUAAAAUUCGGUAUUCUAACUGACUGGAGUAUAGUGGGUUGAUCAGAAUCCAUUAUUUGAAUUAACAUAUCAAAACGAUUGCCUAGUCUCUCCAUGGUUGCCUGGAUUUUACUUUCUGGAGUCGUUGGAACUCUUUCCUCUGGCUCAUCUAACUGUAUUCCGAAACG